Messenger RNA from Pieris macdunnoughi, 741 nucleotides. The record is from the annotation of a GenBank genome assembly. NCBI's taxonomy places the organism in Eukaryota, Metazoa, Arthropoda, Insecta, Lepidoptera, Pieridae.
AUGGCUAAAAUUGAAAAAGUUGAAAUAGAAUUACAUGAAGAUUCAAUUGACAGUGAUGAUAGAGAGUUUUUGGAUUUAGUAGAAGAACCUGCAUAUGGAAGUGUAACCAGCGAAAGACCACAAUUAGUAACUCACACGUAUUUAGAAGGUAAUGAAGACGAGGACAGUUCCUCUUAUAACUUUAGAGAUUUAUCUGGUUCUGUGGCUUACAAAAUAGUGCAAAUGGAUGAAGAAGAGCCAACAAACAAUAUGACUUCAGAAUCACCAACUCAUCUUAUUCCAAGUGGAGAAUUCUAUAUAAUAAAUAACCCAGUAGAGGUUUUUAGCUCAGAUUCUCAAAAGAAACCAAUCAAAAGAGAACCAUUGCAAGCUAAAGCUGCUACUGCUAAAAAGCGUGAUGAUAAAAGAAGAGCCACCCAUAAUGAAGUUGAAAGACGGAGAAGGGACAAAAUUAACAGCUGGAUUACAAAGAUAGCAGACAUGAUACCUAACUGUGGCCAAGCAGAUACUGCAAGUAAAGGAGGUAUCCUGGCAAAAGCAUGUGACCACAUUGCUGAUCUCACUAUGAAGACUAAGAAAUUAGAACAAGUUGAAAAAGAGAAUGCCAAGCUAGUACUAGAAGUGUUAAGGCUUAACAAGGAGCUGUCAGAAUUACGAAAAGAGAACUCUUCAAUGCGUAUACAGUUGGCUGACAACUGUAUAGUGGCAAAUUUACAACGGGCCAAAGGACAGAAGUCCUAG